CGCUCAGUAAUUGUACCCGGAUAGGCGGCUAAGGUAGGUUCGCUUUGGCACUCUUACUAUCUUUCAACGCCAUUUGCCAUUUUGUUAUAAUCGUCGCUUCUGUUUUCAGAAUAAUAAUCUGAGACGACCAACCUCAGCCUCUUACCAUGAGUAAGCUACAAAGUGAUGCACUGAGAGAGGCAAUUUCCCAGGUGGUGAGUAAUUCAAAGGAGAAAAAUCGUAAAUUCACCGAGACUAUUGAGCUGCAAAUUGGAUUGAAGAACUAUGAUCCUCAGAAAGAUAAGCGUUUCAGUGGUUCUGUUAAGCUUCCGCAUAUUCCUCGCCCUAAGAUGAAAAUCUGCAUGCUCGGUGAUGCUCAGCACGUUGAAGAGGCGGAAAAAAUUGGGCUGGACUACAUGGAUGUGGAAGCACUGAAGAAACUCAAUAAAAACAAAAAACUUGUGAAGAAGCUUGCCAAGAAAUAUCAUGUUUUUCUAGCUUCUGAAGCAGUCAUCAAGCAAAUUCCUCGUCUUUUGGGGCCUGGUUUAAAUAAGGCAGGUAAAUUUCCAACAUUAGUGACUCAUCAGGAGUCCUUGGAGUCAAAAGUUAAUGAAACAAAGGCAAUGGUGAAGUUUCAACUUAAGAAAGUUCUUUGUAUGGGUGUUGCCGUUGGAAAUUGCACAAUGGAGGAGAAACAGAUAUUCCAGAAUGUACAACUCAGUGUCAAUUUCCUUGUUUCAUUAUUGAAGAAAAACUGGCAAAACGUGAGGUGCUUAUACCUGAAGAGUACUAUGGGGAGCGCAAUCCGCGUAUUUUAAAUUCAUAUAUAUCUUCCAUUUAAAUAUAAUCAUGGGCGAAGCCUCUUAUGUUAUGGACAUGUAAGCGAGACAUUAUUGGUGACUGUCGAUGCCUUUUCUUUGGCUUUUUUCAUAUUCUUUUGACGUCAAUUUUGAUGUCUUGAAAAAAAUUACCAGUACCUUGUUCAUUUGGUUUUUAUUUGGUGUGCUUGCUUUGCUAUUAACAUUUGAUAGGACACGUGGGUGGCUUUAUGAAUUGCUUUGCAAUGUUCAUACCAA
Molecule: messenger RNA, 1055 nt
Organism: Glycine soja
Lineage: Eukaryota; Viridiplantae; Streptophyta; Magnoliopsida; Fabales; Fabaceae
Product: 60S ribosomal protein L10a
Exons: 5
Coding region: 147-797 (216 amino acids)
Biological process (GO): translation
Cellular component (GO): large ribosomal subunit
Molecular function (GO): RNA binding; structural constituent of ribosome
Source: RefSeq, a predicted model, not a curated record